AUGGCGAGGUUUCACUUUAAAGCUUCUGCCCGGGUCACUGAUCUCUGGCGUUUCCUGCCACCUACUCCGCCACCGACGCCACUGUCGGCUCCUGUUCCUCUGGUAGAAGAGACUGUUUGUCCGAGAAACGGCCUGACGGUUUUUGACCAUCUGAAUCGGUCCAAAGAUGAGGAGGAGAUGCGUACAUCUCACUGUGUAGGAGCUGAGAAGGAGCCGGCAAACGAGGCGAUCGAGCCAGAGACCAGCAUUCGCGAGGAGAAGAACGAGGAGGAACCGAAACCCGUUCAAGAUAGACCUCACGAUGAGAAACCGAGCCAGAACACCUCUCAAGUCUCCAACGAACCUGCAGAAGCAAAGGACGACGAAAAUGAUGGCGACAACGAAAACGACUGGGACAAGAUUGCCACGGAGUCUCAACUCCCAUCAAACACGCCCGUGCAGAUCCCCAUGAGAAGAAGAUUUAGAGCUCCAGAACAGCGGUCGCUGCACACUCUAUCGCGACCUUCGCCACUGGACCUCGCCCAAGACAGCCAGCGGGGGCAUUCUGUGCAGCCAGCUUCUCCUGCGGCCCUGACUCGCAAUGACCGGAAUCUGCGUGCGCUUGCGAGAUUUCGCCGGCCUUACAUUUGUGAUGACGUGCUUGAGGAAUACGAUAUUGUUAACAUGUACGACUGCGCAGAGGCACAGCUUGAAGAUGCCUGGUAUUCAGUGGAAUACACCGACUCAGAUAAUGAGCCGAACGUUUUCUUUGCACCUGUUUGA
Messenger RNA from Aspergillus steynii IBT 23096, 762 nucleotides. RefSeq lists its product as uncharacterized. The transcript is spliced from 2 exons. The record is from RefSeq and is a predicted model, not a curated record. NCBI's taxonomy places the organism in Eukaryota, Fungi, Ascomycota, Eurotiomycetes, Eurotiales, Aspergillaceae. Bases 1 to 762 code for a protein of 253 amino acids.